Malania oleifera is the source of this 1842-nucleotide messenger RNA. RefSeq lists its product as uncharacterized. The coding region runs from base 1072 to 1641 and encodes 189 amino acids. The record is from RefSeq and is a predicted model, not a curated record. The transcript is spliced from 6 exons. NCBI's taxonomy places the organism in Eukaryota, Viridiplantae, Streptophyta, Magnoliopsida, Santalales, Ximeniaceae.
AAAAUAAAUUGUGAGGCCCUCCAUACCAAAAAAUGGAUUUCCUGUGGCUGUGAGGGGUUGUGGCCGGAAUCCAUUCGAGUGUCUCUCCCUCCCACUCUCAGCGCUUCAUCACACUCCUUCGUCCUCAGUCAGCAGCUUGCCUGCGGCAGCACCCGCAGAGGAUUGUCAGAUUAGGGAUUCAGGUGCACAAGGCUCUCAUGGAGUUUUGAGAGAGGAUAGUUUAAGCAGCUGAAGUCCAUAUUGGAUUACUUCCGCGACUUAAAUCUGCGACCUACACAUUUGAGGGCACCACCCUCCUCCCAUGCACGGAGAAUUUUUUUUAUGGAGAAUUCAAUAAGAACAACCUUCUUUGCAUUAGGUUCUUAUGUUCUCCGUGCAAAGAAUAAGAAUCUCCUACUUCCUAUUAACGUCAAAUACUCAUUAUUAAUUGCAAAAAAAUUGUGUUUAAUUGCAAAGGUUAGGAAUCUUCCACUUCCACCCUUAAGCCAUGCUUUCUGUAUUCACUGAAGCGAUAUUUGAACAAUCUAUGUUUUACCAGUUUUAUAUUUUCUUAUUGAAUGAAAUUGUUUUUCUUUUCUGAUAAAAAGAAGAUAUAUGAAGAGAGAGAGAGAGAGAGAGAGAGAGAGAGAGAGAAAUUACAUGUUAGAUGAGGAAUUGAGGUAGUGUUUGUGAGCAUACAUUUUGGCUUUUGGAUUUGGAUUUGGCUUUGUGUGGUUCAAAUGAAAUUCAAUACAAUUUUGUAAUAUUUUUUAAUCAGUGCAGCUUUUUUUGAAGUAAAUUGCAGAGAUAUGUUCAACUCUUUUGUGGAGUUAGACUCGAGAAGACCAGCCCUUGGCUGAGUAUUUUGAUCUGUAUCGCUCUCUCUUUUGAGUUACGUUGGUUACUUUUUGUAUGACGCAAUGUCUGCCUUGGGGCAUGUGUGGUUCAGAGUUGUCUGAAAAUUUGAAAGGGGCUUUGAGGGAAGAAAAAGGGCAUCCUCGACCCACAAGGCUUCUCGCUUUGUAAGGGUGUCUACCAUGGCAUAAAGUAAACAAUAAGUAGAGCAGAGAAAGUUUGAACAAAGGAGGAGUUAUGGCAGAAACUUCAUUGUCUAUAUGCAAUUCAAGUUUAAUCCAUGGUUCAAGAAAGCCGAUGUCAUGGUGCGCCAGCUUAUUGCCAAGUUUUGAACAUAAGACCCAUGAUCAACCCAUUACUUUGAAAAGAAAACAAAGUUAUCAUGGUUGGAGAAUAAAAUGGUUAUCUCAUAGGUCUUUUGUGUUUGCUGUGACGAAAGGCUCUUCAAAGUCGAGCGACUCUGAAGAAACAAUUCCCCAGUGGGCUAGACCGGAUUCUGAAGCGCCCCCUCCUUGGGCUCAGGAUGAAGACAAGGAGAAACCAUUGCAGCAGAGUUUUGCAAUCCCAUUUUACGUUUAUUUACUUGCCUCAGCAGUGACUGCAAUUGCUGCAAUUGGUUCUAUCUUCGAGUACAUCAACCAGAGGCCUGUUUUUGGGAUUUUAAGCUCGGAUAGCAUUUUUUAUGCGCCAUUGUUGGGGUUUUUUGCAUUUACCGGCAUCCCUACCUCUGCCUUCUUGUGGUUCAAAUCCGUUCAAGCUGCUAACAAGGAAGCAGAGGAGCAGGAUGAAAGGGAUGGUUAUCUUUAAUGCUAACAUGUAGCCGAAGCUGCCGUCUAGAAUUAUUUUGGCAAAGCCUUGUAUUUUCUAUCAAUUGUGAUCAAACGUGGAAAAUACUGAUGUCGAUUUUUUAUUUUGAAAUCCCUCUUUUAGCUUUGUGUUAGGCUAUCACCCGAGUCGGUGAAUCUUGCAUUGAAUAAGUGAUCCAACUGAAGACCCCAAUCCUUAGUA